Aspergillus ibericus CBS 121593 is the source of this 1302-nucleotide messenger RNA. RefSeq names its product aldo/keto reductase. The transcript is spliced from 8 exons. The record is from RefSeq and is a predicted model, not a curated record. Bases 185 to 1165 code for a protein of 326 amino acids. Gene Ontology annotation, molecular function: aldose reductase (NADPH) activity. NCBI's taxonomy places the organism in Eukaryota, Fungi, Ascomycota, Eurotiomycetes, Eurotiales, Aspergillaceae. Gene Ontology annotation, cellular component: cytosol.
UAGCUAUUCACCGAAGGUUAUUAUUCCUGAACUUAUUUUACUGACCGAUCUACCAUACUCUCCCAGGUUGCGUACCACGUUCAAUCUCGACUCGAUCAGCCCACUCCUUCGUGGUUGGUCUGGCCAUUCUUUGACUAUUUCUAUCUUAUUCUUCCAAAAAAGCCUCGGCAUCUAGUCCAUAGCCAUGGCGUUGGGACGCAGCUUCAAGCUUAACACAGGCUACAACAUGCCCGCCAUCGGGCUAGGAACAUGGCAAUCGAAGAAAAAUGAAGUCCGUGAAGCAGUCGCUGCAGCUUUGAAGGGCGGCUAUCGUCAUAUCGAUGCCGCCGCAAUUUACGGCAACGAACGGGAGGUAGGCGAUGGAAUUAGAGAAUCUGGGGUUCCUCGUGAGGAUAUCUUUCUGACGAGCAAAUUGUGGAAUACCCACCAUCACCCCGAAAAUGUCGAAGCUGCUGUGGACAAAACCCUUGCAGAUCUCCAAACGGACUAUCUUGACCUCUAUCUUAUCCACUGGCCAGUAGCAUUCAGUUACUCAACCACGACCAACCAGCCAGUCAAUGAGCAAACGGGCUUGAUCGACGUGGUGGACGUGCCGAUCAAGGAUACAUGGGCGGCCAUGGAGGAACUUGUGGCAAAGGGAAAGAUUCGCUCCAUCGGAGUUAGCAAUUUCACUCGCGGUAAAAUCGAGGAGUUGCUGAAGACAGCCAAGAUUCCUCCGGCCGUCAACCAAAUCGAGGCACAUCCGUACCUUCAACAGCGGGAUCUUCUAGAGUGGUCAAAGGAUAAGGGAAUUGUUGUCGCCGGGUACUCUCCUCUGGGUAACAACAUAUACAAUAUUCCUCGAGCGGUGGAUGAUCCCCUUGUGAUCGAAACAGCCAAAGCAUUGAACAAAACCCCUGCGCAAGUCCUGAUCAGCUGGGCCGUACAACGGGGCACGGUCGUCCUCCCCAAAUCAGUCACCCCGGAGAGAAUCCAAAGUAACUUUCUCGAUUUCAUCCUCCCUGAAGAUGCUUUCGACGCCAUUCAGUCCCUGGAACGACACCAACGAAUGAACUUCCCAGCCCGGCUAGGCGUCGAUAUUUUCGACGAGGUAGGUGAGGAGAGUGCCAAAAAGAGUGCAUUGGCGUGGGCCGAGGAACAGAAAAGGUUGAAAAGCCAGAUCUAGGAGAGCCCUGCUAGAUUCUCGGUCCCAUAUCAGGUCAAGCUAAGUCAUACUUGACUAGUCUUAAAGGCCGCCAAGUGUGUCAAUUGCUAUGUAGUAGCUUCAUUACUCUCGCAAGAAUAGGACGCACGUAUCUCAAG